Molecule: messenger RNA, 2263 nt
Organism: Gadus morhua (Atlantic cod)
Lineage: Eukaryota; Metazoa; Chordata; Actinopteri; Gadiformes; Gadidae
Product: neurexophilin-1
Exons: 2
Coding region: 487-1374 (295 amino acids)
Molecular function (GO): signaling receptor binding
Source: RefSeq, a predicted model, not a curated record
CUCUCUAGCUAUCUCUCUCCCCACACACACACACCGCUCUAUAUAAAACAUCUCUCGCGCGCUGACGGUCAGAUGUCCACAACAUCCUCAGUCGGACAACUGCUCCUCCUCCUCCUGCGUCCUCCACCUCGCCUCGAGACCCCAACCGGACUGUCACCCUUCUUUUUGUUUGUCUCCCCCAGAAGAUCUAUUUCUGUGCUGCCUUGCUCCGGGGUCCCGGCGCCGCCACCACUUCAUCUCUCCUCUGAAGUUGAGCGGUUGGUUCAGCAGAGCGUCGCACCGGCAGCUGCCUUCUUCAAACUGCCCUCGGAUAUUUAAACCCGCUGUGCGUGCGUGCUUGGGUUGUGUGUGCCCGCGUGUAUGUUAUGUGCGUGAGUGUGUGAGGGAGUGAGUGAGUGGAGUGAGUGUGUGUGUGUAUGUGUGGUUGAUCAGCAUCCCGGGAAGAUUUGAAGGACGACUCGGAAGAUCAGCGCGCGCUUGGCUGUCAUGACGGGAGACGCGGCGCGCAGAGCGGCGGUGAGCGCGUGGCUGCUGGCGGUCCUCUCCUCUCUGGCGACCGGCGGCCACUCCCUCACCUCGGACGGCAGCAGCGGCCUGAGGGACAGCCCCAAGUCCAAGGCGCGGACCUACUGGAGCCAGAGCAGCAAGGCCGUGUCCAUCAGCCGCCUGCUCUCCGAGAGCCUGUUCGCCCGCAAGAACUUCACCUCGCUGGACCUGAGCUACGACGCCGCCCACCCGGCCGACCUGCAGCAGGAGCACUGGAGCUGGCUCUACAACGCCUCGGCCGCCGCCGCCGGCGGGCCGGACCCCGACCCGCGGCCCAGGACCAAGCGGAGGCCCAUGGUGAAGACGGGAAAGUUCAAGAAGAUGUUCGGCUGGGGCGACUUCCACUCCAACAUCAAGACGGUGAAGCUCAACCUGCUGAUCACCGGCAAGAUCGUGGACCACGGCAACGGCACCUUCAGCGUGUACUUCCGCCACAACGCCACGGGCCAGGGCAACGUCUCCGUGGGGCUGGUGCCGCCCACCAAGGCGGUGGAGUUCCGGGGCCAGCCGCCGCCGCAGCACCACCACCACCCGCCGCAGCAGCAGCAGCAGCAGACGGCGUUGGAGGCCAAGGACACCAAGCUGUUCAACUGUCGGGUGGAGUACGAGAAGGUGGAGCGGGGCACGCGCAACACGCUGUGCGCCCACGACCCGUCGCAGAGCUGCUCCCAGGACCAGACGCAGAGCCACGUGUCCUGGCUCUGCUCCAAGCCCUUCAAGGUCAUCUGCAUCUUCAUCACCUUCUACAGCACCGACUACAAGCUGGUGCAGAAGGUCUGCCCCGACUACAACUACCACAGCGACACCCCCUACCUGCCCACCGGGUGACCUGCCGCUUGACCGCGCCGGGGACGGGGUGUGUGUUUGUGUGGGUGUGGGUGUGUUUGGGUGUGUGUGUGUGCGUGUGUGUGUGGGUGAUUGUGUGUGUGUCUGUGUGUGAGUCAGGGUGGAUGUGGGUGUGGGUGAGUAAGAGUGUGUGUGUGCUUGUGUGUGGGUUUGCGUUUGUGUGCGUGUGUGUGAGUGCGUGUGUGAGUGUGUGUGCGUGUGUGUUUGCCUGCGUGUGUGUCAGUGUGUGUCAGGGUGGUGUCGACGAGCAGUCGGUAUCAUUUGGUUGGAAAACACGCGCUACUGAAGAAGAAAAAAAAAAUAAAAAAAGGAGGCUUAAAACCUUAAAGUGUUGACUGUUCUGAGCUUAAUACCUCCGCCGCGGGACUGUUCGCUCUUCGGAGACGACCCUCCUAAAGGUCAGGGGGAAGCUUAUAUUAACUUUACCUUUAUCGUGUACAUACAGUAGCUGCAGACACUCAAAUCCUGAAGCCAUAUCUAGCGAGGAGCGACCCUGUGUAUUGAUGAUGUAAAUAUCAAGAAUAUCCGCAACCAAACAAUCGAAAAGCGCCCCGACAAACCCUCCUUCUUCUGACUGAGUUGUUUACGCCGCACCUGUACUCCCCCUGAUAAUCCAGCUUCCUGUCUGAUCCCAUCGCUCAGAGAUAAUCACCGCCGAGCAGAAGACGUCAACGCCAACCCAACGAACCCUUCAGCGUGUAUUAAGCCGGGGCAGAAUGGGCGUUGUGUGGAAUCAUAUUGUCGUGAGUGUUUAUCUGCUGUGCGUAAUUAUUAGUGACUGUACCGGUCGGCUGUCGACGGUCGCGUCUCCAUCUUCCAUGCAUGAAUCAUACGUGGUAAACAACCAAAUAAAAGCCCACAUGUUAAUUUG